GUACAUAAAUCACUACAAAAAAAAUCAUCAAAUCUUGAGUAAAAAUUCCAAAGCCCAAAAGAAUGAAUUAUUCUACAAAAAUAUUUGCAUUUGUUACGUGUUUCGUUAUCGUUACCCUAGCCCUAACACAAAAAUGUCACGCACAAAAUUUACCACAAGACUAUGUGGAUGCCCAUAAUACCGCUAGAGCAACAGUGGGUGUUGGAAAUAUACAAUGGAAUACUACAUUGGCGACCUACGCCCAAAAUUAUGCCAACACAAGGAUCAGUACUUGUGCUAUGCAGCAUUCUGGUGGACCGUAUGGAGAAAACCUCGCGGCUGGUAGCAGCGCCACCAUGACCGGCACAGCUGCAGUAAACCUAUGGGUGGGUGAGAAGGUCAAUUAUGACUACUACACAAAUACUUGUGCCCCUAACAAGGUGUGUGGGCAUUAUACUCAAGUAGUUUGGAGUACCUCGGGUCAACUUGGAUGUGCUAGGGUUCAGUGUACUAGUGGUUGGUAUUUUAUCAUCUGUAGCUAUUCUGCGCGAGGUAAUUAUAUCGGCCAAAAACCUUACUAAUUAAUAAACUUUCUAUAUAUGGAGGUUUAAAAAAAAUUGUGGGAUUCAUCUCACUAGUGUAUUUGCCAUUAAUUUGGUGAUAAUUAUGCUAAUUAUAUACGUAAGCCCGACCCGUUGAGGGAAAAAAAAAAUUAAAUAAACAUACUCGAAUUCGAUAUACAUGUACUAGGUACAUGAAUUGGAGUUUAUAUGAGUUCUUGUAACACCUUUUCUAAUUAAUGAAUUUUAUUAUGAUCACA
Spinacia oleracea (spinach) is the source of this 799-nucleotide messenger RNA. Its product is annotated as pathogenesis-related protein PRB1-3-like. The record is from RefSeq and is a predicted model, not a curated record. Gene Ontology annotation, cellular component: extracellular region. The transcript has a single exon. Lineage: Eukaryota; Viridiplantae; Streptophyta; Magnoliopsida; Caryophyllales; Amaranthaceae. Bases 63 to 560 code for a protein of 165 amino acids.